This is a messenger RNA of Suillus bovinus, 1059 nucleotides long. RefSeq lists its product as uncharacterized. The record is from RefSeq and is a predicted model, not a curated record. Bases 1 to 1059 code for a protein of 352 amino acids. The transcript has 3 exons. NCBI's taxonomy places the organism in Eukaryota, Fungi, Basidiomycota, Agaricomycetes, Boletales, Suillaceae.
AUGUCUGCAAAUAAUGCCAAUAGCGUUGAUGCUUCAGCAGCUAAAACCAAUCUACAAGGACUUGACCUAGCGCAACACUAUUUUGGUCCCUUACUUCGCCCAACUCGCGCCACACAGACCGCGUGGACCAAUUAUUCUAUCAAUCGCCUCCAAACCAAUAAAAAGUACCGCACGGUGGUCUCUGUAUCGCGCAAGGGCUCUGAGAAUGGUUCUGAGGGUGGCUCCGAAGAAGACUCUGAGGAGGAUGAGGAUGACGUCAAAGCCCACGUUUCCGAGAUCGAGAAGGAAAUGAACUUUGAGAACGGCUUCCUCCAGAAAUGCAUCACCAUUUUAUGGAAUGAAACGGAACUCGACGACGAGGACCCGCGCUCCACUGAUCAUAUAGUUAGGAUCUACUCACCAACUGCACCAAUGUACAUUGAUGUGCAUCUUCAAUACUACUGCCGCUCGCGUUGGUCAGAGGUCGAGUGGUUCUACUCUCUUGGCUACAAGAUCCAACGCCGCCCUUCUGCGACGAAAGGCGAUGCAUUUUCUAUCAAGAAUGAGCUUACGAUGGGCUGUCCUCCGGAUGUGCACAAGCGCAAUGGGUGGCAGACCUUGUGCUGGGGUUACUAUGAUGAUUCCGAUGGAAAUUAUGGCAAAAAUUGGCGUCGCAUUGAAUGUGGAAACGUGGAGUUACACGAGCAAGGAGUUUUGGACGUUCACGAGGCGUUGUUCGGAGAAUUGGAGAAACCUACCGAAACUGACUCAGAGGCCAUGCUCGCAUAUCAUCGAUCACUCGUAAGGGGCAUACGGAUGCUUCUUGCUGCUGUCGGUAUUUCAUAUCACGUCGCGUGUGCUGACGAUGAAAGUGAUAAGGGGCCUUAUGACUUGAUGCUUGAGGGGCUGAGCGACAAAUGGGUCGGGCGAUGCAUACGGAACGCUUGCGGCCUUCGACUAGCCAGAGAUGCAGAAGGAGAGCGCAAAGGUGCCCAGGAACGACAGGAAGAAGCAAAGGGUUACGACGAUGACUCCGAGAACGAUAGCGAAGGGGAUUACGACGAUUACUACAGCUUCUGA